Molecule: messenger RNA, 404 nt
Organism: Aspergillus caelatus
Lineage: Eukaryota; Fungi; Ascomycota; Eurotiomycetes; Eurotiales; Aspergillaceae
Exons: 1
Coding region: 108-350 (80 amino acids)
Source: RefSeq, a predicted model, not a curated record
CACAGCGAUAAACUUUCUUGGUGUAAUUCCAACAAAAGUCGGGACGGGCGACAGCGGCAGGAAACAGCGUUCCCCGGGCCGUGUCUACACCGGUGGGAGCGAAAACAAUGGAUGAAAUCGAAAGGGCGGAGAAAUCCGUUCGACGGAAUUCGAGUAGACGUCAAAAGAGGUCGAGCCGGGAGGUGGCCUUGGACUGGUGCGCGUUCUGCUGCGCUGCUGAGGUCGGGGAAAUGCUGUGGUGUUCUCGUUGGCUCCUUAGACGCCCACGCGGCUUAACCGCCUUUAGCGCUUGGGGGUUGUUUGUUUUCCCAGCCUCAUCAAGUGGUGGUCAGGGGUUGAGAAAAGGAUGAGCUGGCCAUAAACAUCCCGAAGACAAAUUUUUCCAGUUUAAAUGCACGUUUAAA